GUCGCAGGCAACUUCCAUGCAGUGCAAUGCAGUGCCAUGGCCGGUGCGUUUCUGGCUGGAUUCUACGGCGUUUCUGCAGAUCUUUCAGGCCGACGAGCACAGGUCGACGGACUCCGUGGCCAGCCUCGCCCAAGCGAAGGAGGAGGUUGAGCGAGGCUCCUGGGCGAAGACGCUCGCCUCGGCCCUGCCCUUCUUCGUGGCGGCCGGCGCGGGCACCACGGCCUUCGCCUUCUACGACGGCCUCUGGGUGCCGCUGCUCCGCGACGGGGAGCGCGCCUCGGAGGUGAAGCGAUUGGACGGGUUUCUGCCGGAGAACAAGAUCACAUGGGCGGCUGAAAGGCUCUUGGCCGGCCAGGUGGUGGUUCUGGAUGGCGUGGUGUCACGUGCUGAUCUGCCAAAGCUGCACGAGGAGCUAAGCUCGUUGGCCUCGAGGCCGGGUGCUUUACAAGCCAAUCCCAAGGUGAAAGCUGGGAACGUGGAGAUUCG
Messenger RNA from Durusdinium trenchii, 486 nucleotides. NCBI's taxonomy places the organism in Eukaryota, Dinophyceae, Suessiales, Symbiodiniaceae. The record is from the annotation of a GenBank genome assembly.